AGAAGAUGGCCAAUUUUUCAUCAGGACAAGGCAUUUGCUUCAAAAUUCAGCAUUUCAUUAUUCAUAUUUUUGGAAUAAUCAUACUGUUUUUUGGAACGAUAUUCACGACCCCGGAUGGCGUUAAAAAUAGAUCCUCAUCAAGUAACAAUAGAAACCACAGAGGUGGAGGUGGCGGCGGAGGAGGCCGAAAUAUAGGAGGAUUUAGAAGAGCCGGACCUACAAGGAGGUUCUUCGGCGGCGGUGGCGGAUGAGGUUAACCACCCUUUUCUAGCAGAAAAGGAAAACUUUAGUUUAUGGCUCUAUUGAAAGUAUGAAAUAAUUUGUUCUUUAGCAAAUUGUUGAUAAUGAUUCUUGCUGCUUACAAUGAUUCCUCUGUGAGUCAUUUAAAGCACUUGCCUGCAGCGGGAUGAACACUUACAAGUAGGUAUAGCUUCUAUAAACUAAUUUCUCUAAUUAUUCUCAAAUUCUCUUCUUCAUAUUUACU
Molecule: messenger RNA, 484 nt
Organism: Moneuplotes crassus
Lineage: Eukaryota; Ciliophora; Spirotrichea; Euplotida; Euplotidae
Source: the annotation of a GenBank genome assembly